AUGUCUUCUUCUUUUUGGAACUGGUACUCGUAUAUACCAUCAAUUCGCUUGCCAUCCUUCAAUGUACCAGCUCAGAUUCAGAACCGUCUCCUUUCAUUCGCCAUUCGCAGGUCGAUAGGCCACCUGCUCAAGAGGGGUGGCGUUGAGAUCGACAAGCUAGAUACACAGGUGGGACGAGGAUGGGUGGAAGUCAAGGAUGUCGAGUUAGAGGAAGAGGCGAUCAACGCGCUUAUCCCUGGCCUCCCUGUUCGACUGACAUCGUCCCACCUUGCGUCUAUGUCCUUCAGCUUACCAGGGAUUCUUACUGCUCCCAUAGCACUGAGUCUCUCUGGUCUAUCCCUCUCCUUCACACUAUCCUCUGUUUCAUCCUCCGAUGCUGCUCAUCAACCCGAUCUCGCCCAGAGUGUUACUGAGUUCGUCGGUGAGGUGAUGGCGGAGAAUGAAGAGGGUCGAGCACUUCGAAGAGACCUAGAGGCUUCGAUUAUCGACUCUGCUACUGCUCCUACUUCCCGACCGGUCUACAGCCCCGGAACAUCACCUGGGCGAACGGAAAUCCCCGGUUCCAUUGACCCUUUCAUGACAAUCAACGAGCCCCUCGAUGGAUCUGCUUCUUUCAUAUCAGCGGAUGUUCCGGAGGAGUCAAACGAGCCACCUGCGGUUUCUAUUCUCACCUCCAUCCUUGCACGACUCGUCUCAAGAUUCUCGCUGAAACUGCACGACAUCACCAUCCGGAUCCUCGAUCCCAAGGCUGGUUGGGAGUGGGUCCUCACCCUCGGAGAAGCAGGCUAUGAGGGCGUGCAGCGAGAAGCCGAAGCCGAAGCGGGUGGACGUGCUUAUGCGAAAGAUCUACGCAUAUUCGCUCAAGCUCUUGAAGAACCUGCAGACAUCGAGUCCUGUCAUACACCUCUUGGUGAUAGCAUUGAACCUGGCGAGAGCAUGUAUGCGUCAGCAUACGAUAGCCUCCCAGAAUCCGUUGCUUCGGUUCUCUCCAUUUCAGAAACGCCGCCAGUACCACCAAAUCGUGUGCUGCCACUUCUCUUUCUUCCAAGUGUGGAAGCUCAGUUAUCCACAUCGCUCCUCCCCGCAGCCACUGUCUUUGCGCGUCAGACAUCCAUCUCUAUCGACCUACCUGUGGUCCGGUCCAUUAUAACACCACAAGUGAUCAGCUUAGCUCUGUCUACUGUCUCGCAAGUGUCUGUUCCGUCUGCGAUGUCCCCAGCCGUGCCAGGUAGGCCGGCAGAGCCUGUAUCGGUGCCAGGUCUGCAAGCUCAACUUAAUCUUGGGGCGUGUAUGGCGUAUGCCAUGCCGUAUCUCGGCACUCUCUCGCUGGACAGCUUGUGCAAUACAACUUUCGAGCCACCGAUGUCACAUCUCCUUCUUGCUAUAUCUACUGUUUCGGCCGGUUUCUCCACUAGCCUUGGAGCUGCGAUAGCCUUGUCUUCCUCCCCGCCCAUUGCUCAACUCAGUUCCGUAGGUUCUCCUGCUCAAACUCGGAGAACGUCGUACGGAUCAGGACGGAAUCGAGGAGCAAGAUCAAGACAGGCCAAACGCAGCAUUGACUGCGAGAUCGGAAAUGUGACGAUUGGCUGGAGAUGCUCGGGAGACGCAGAGUCCUACGAUAUCAUCUCGUUCUCUGAAACGUUAUCGGAUCCUUACCCCUCUGGCAAGGCGCUAUUCCCUAUCUUUUCUCCUUCGCCAUGGACUCCAGCUCCUCGGAAAGCUACCUCCCAAGUUAUCCGCGCGCGGCAUGAGUUUGCUGUUGCAGCUGAAGGCGCCGGAGAUGCUGUCGCCGAUACGACGACUGUGGAAAUUUUGCCUGUGGAGGUGCAUCUCGACCUCAGUCUGGUUGACCAGUUUGUGCCAUUCGCCGAUGUCUUCAAGACGGGCCAGCCUCAGAUCCCCAUUCCUGUUGGAGAAGUUAGUCGACGCUCAUCCAAGGGGCUGCCUACCACUGGCCGGGUCAAAGAUCUGCUGGAUGAUUUAGAAGACGACCAUUGCGAGAAGGGUCCACCACCCACAUUCCUGUUGACCCUCUCGUUAGUCCGUGUCCUGUUGAGGCCGGCACCGAUUCCCCCAGCAACGGAACUUCGGUCAGGGACGUUGGUCGUGGAUCUCCAUUCUCUUCGGUUUGUUACUGGGGAGGCUGAACCUAUGCGCGAGAUUGUGCGAUGGCAUGGAAAGCGCGUCGAACGCACGUUGGUAGGAACUGUGGAAUGUAAACGCCUCAUGGUUGCUUUCCAUGCCGCGAGCGACUUGACUGCUGCGGCAUUUAUCUCCCUUACACCGUUGCUACUAGUUUCUACGUCCCCUUUGGACCAGGCUGCUCCCCUGCUUCCGCGCAUUUCGGUGUACACCUCUGCCGCCAAGCUGUCUGUGCCGUCGGCCUCUAUCGAGGUCGACGCCAAUAUUCCUCAGAUCCGGAUCCAGCUUAACAAGAAGACUCUCGACAACCUUCAGUUGUAUGUUGACGACUUGACUCAUGCUGCGACAAAGGUGCAAGCUCUCGCGCCAACAUCCACCGCGACUACCCUGGCACCUGCAGAGAAAUCAGGGGGGGCAGCGGCCAAGAUCCUUGUCUCUGAAGUUUCCAUCAAGCUGCUCAUUCCUCGAGAGUAUGCAGAAGUCCGACCGCUUGAACUAACGCUGUCUGAUGUGGACGUGAUCGCGGAGCUGAAGUCAGGUGAAAAGCAUGAAAUGGUUCUCUCCGUAUCCGCUGUUGAUGUUGGCAUAAUUGAGACUGCACCCACGGGAUCAUUGACCCUGCUUGAUCAGACAGCUCCACGAUCACUGAGCGUUGGAGCAAGACCAACGUUGCACGUACAGCUUGUGUCCGCCACAAACGCGGAGACCGGACUCAAGCAAAACACAAUUAAGGUCACCGGUUACGGCUUCACUUUGUCAAUUCCCCCGGACCUUGCGUUUGCCCAUCAUCUCGGCUUAUUUUUCCAAGCUCCUGCUGGCGCUUUCGAAAACGCUGUUCCGACAGAGAAGGCAUUUGUUGCUGCACAAUUGCUAUCCGCUUCCGUCCGUAUUUUGGCGCCCAAUUAUCCAGGUUGUGUCGCUCUCAGCAUGGGCGACUUGAAUCUGUCCACUUCUAUUGUCGCGAACAGCCCCACAUCUUCUGCUGAUGUCUCAGCGCGGGCGCUUCAUCUUAUGCUAGUUGAUAAUCCGGUGACCGCCAGGGAAACAUCACGAUAUCGAAAUCAUCGAAACGUGCCUUCCCCGGGGUACGAUUUCUGGAAGCGCGAAGGAUAUGCGUCCCUACUGGAAGUUGGUGAACUUGAGACAACCAUUCGUAGUGGCGGUGAAGACGCGAGACCACAAACCGAGGUCACCAUCGUACGCUUAAUCGUAGGCAUCCACGCGUGCGCGGAUACCUUCGGUGCUCUUGGAGACUUCAUCGCAGAUAUGGGUACCCUCGGAAAGAAGGAACCGCCGUCUCCUCGCAUCUAUCCCAACACCGUCAGAGCACCUGAGCCUAUGAAAAGACAUAGUAAGGGUCUGUUAUCGAGUAUCGAGGAGGACGCCUUCCGUCAAGUGCCCGAGCUUGGGUCAAUUCCGGACAUGAUCAAAGAUGACUUGCCUACAAAUGAGGACUAUCUAGGCACAUCCUUCCCUCCUCGUAGAGGAUACAAAGCCCUGGGACCGGGGACAGAGGAUGACGAUGAUUUUGAUGAAAUUGAAUCGCCAGAACAAACUUUGGCGAAUGUCCGAAUCCUGGAUCCUGAGAUUAUUUCCCAGCAUGAAGGCGAAACAAUUCGAAUGGUGCAUCCGGAAGCGCUGUACAUAACAGAGGACUAUUACAACGAGGCAAGAGCUGCGGAUUUACUCAAGCCAUCCCCUGAACUAGCGGAUUCCAGAUUCAGGCUUCGCAUACGAGAUUGCGACCUGACCUUCAGCAUGCACGACGGGUAUGAUUGGGCGCCGACUCGCAAAGCCAUCGAAGAGGAAGUGAAGGCCGUCCGGCGACGUCUUGCGAAGAUCAGGCAGCUCCUUGCCGAAGGUCAAACGCCUGAUGAAAGCGUGGAGGAUGCUGGCGCUACCCUGUUCAACUCAGUUUACAUCGGUCUUCCUCCAGACGCGGACGACUUAGACACGGAAGGUUUAAUCGCGGCUAUUGACCAGGAGCUGAAUGAUGAAGCGGAAACAGCCAGCCAAGCCAGUUCGUGGUCUUCCUUCCCCAGGAGCUCGCCUCGACCACAGCCUCGCUCUUCUCGAAGCAAAGGGAAACGUCUUACUCGUUCUCAUGGGGCUAGGAUCCAGUUCUGUGCCAGUGGCUUAUCUGUCGAGUUUGACCAAAUGGGCAGUCGUGAUCCUUUGGGCUCCCGACUGUUGAUCAUGUCGAGGAACUUCGAAAUUCUUGAUCAUAUUAAGACCUCUACAUGGAAAAAGUUUCUGACGGAUCUGCACACCGAUCUUCGUGGCAAUGUGCGCGAAGCUGGAGCGGACAUGGUACGCGUAGAGCUUCGUAGUGUGCGGCCUAAGCCAGAUGAACCAACAGAGGAGGCGCGACUCAGGGCCAAACUUCUUCCGUUAAAGCUCAAUGUAGACCAGGAUGCGCUGGACUUCAUCAAGCAGUUCUUCAUGUUCCAAAGGCCGGGAACUGUCGUUCAACCGACUGAAGCUGCCCCACAAGACGCUUUCAUCCAGCAUGUCGAGGUAUUCCCUGUUGACAUGAAGCUUGACUAUAAGCCCAAACGUGUCGACUACAGAGCUCUUCGCGAUGGGCGGACCAUCGAGCUCAUGAAUUUCUUCCACUGGGACGGGGCCGAAAUCACGUUAAGACAUAUUCAAUUGUCGGGCAUAACUGGGUGGGCCAAGGUCGGAGAGUUGCUCAACGACAUGUGGACUCCAGACGUCAAGGCGCAUCAGCUAGCUGAAGUUCUGUCCGGCAUUCAUCCAAUCAAAUCGGUUGUUAACGUGGGAUCUGGCAUGGCCGACCUAGUGCUUCUGCCUAUUGGCCAGUACCGCAAAGACAAGCGUAUCGUCCGCGGACUGCAGAAGGGCGCAGGAGCCUUUAUGAAAUCGACGGCGAUGGAAGCUUUGAAGGUCGGCGCCCAACUGGCUACCGGCACACAAGUUAUCCUCGAGCAGGCGGAGCAUGUCCUAGGUGGCAACUUCAGUUCGCCCGUGACGGCGGAAUUGGUUGACGACUGGAGCGAAGAGGAAUCUGGUGAUGAACGCCCUGAGCGGCCUGAGCACAUCAGCAAAUACGCGGAUCAGCCAGCAGAUUUCCGAGAAGGAAUGCAAGCCGCUUAUAAGAGUCUGAGCAAGAACAUGCAUUCUGCUGCUCAGACUAUUUUGGCUGUACCUAUGGAAGUGUACGAGCGACCAAACGACGAGGCAAGUUCUGUUUCCUUUGCUUGGGCAAGCACUGACCACGUAUUGCAGGGACCCGUCCGCAUUGUUGUCCGGGCUGUCCCAAUUGCCGUCCUGAAGCCCUUCAUUGGUGCGACCGAAGCUUUGAGCAAGGUGGCACUCGGCAUUCGCAAUUCCAUGGACCCCUCCUUGCGCCUUGAUCACGAAGGCAAGUACAAGAAGAGGCGCUAA
Messenger RNA from Dacryopinax primogenitus, 5550 nucleotides. RefSeq lists its product as uncharacterized. Gene Ontology annotation, biological process: autophagy of mitochondrion; autophagosome assembly; reticulophagy. Bases 1 to 5550 code for a protein of 1849 amino acids. The transcript has 16 exons. Gene Ontology annotation, molecular function: phosphatidylinositol-3-phosphate binding. The record is from RefSeq and is a predicted model, not a curated record. Gene Ontology annotation, cellular component: extrinsic component of membrane; phagophore assembly site. Lineage: Eukaryota; Fungi; Basidiomycota; Dacrymycetes; Dacrymycetales; Dacrymycetaceae.